UUGACAUUCGUGGGUCAGUGGGCAUGAAAGGUAAGAUGUGUAAGUCGGUAGUCGUGUUGGUGGUGCUAGCUACCGUCACUGCUUCCUGGGCUGUCUGCAUGAAGGAGUACUGCUAUCCAGGUGAAGCGUGCUGGCCCAGCCCUGUUGAUAUCGCCCUUUUGAAAGCUCGACUGCGAGGAAUCCUUCUCCAGCCCUUUGACGCGGGCUACGUCAACGAAGUGGCCAUGAAGAAUGCGCGGUUCACAAAAUCUCCGGGACUGGUCGUAAAGGCAAGUACGGUACAGGACGUCCAGGAAGCCGUACUUUUCGCCAAGAAGUUUAAUAUUAGACUCACCGUGCUGUCCUCAGGACACGACCGUACGGGCAAGUCCACGGCCGAUGGAAGUCUGCAGGUGAAUAUGUCAGGGAUGAAGGGACGAGUUGUCCGCCUGGAUGAUCCGAGUCACGAAGCUGGUACCAUCACGGUGCAGUCAGGAAAUACCUGGAACGAAGUCUACCAGGAGGUGGACAGGAUUGGACGAGUGAUCGCUGGAGGCAGCUCCACCACGGUAGCCAUGGGGGGUUACACCUUGGGUGGGGGACACGGGCCUCUUAGUCGGACCCUCGGACUAGCAGUGGAUAAUCUGCUACAAGUAGAAAUGGUAACGGCCAACGGGGUCAUCGUCACUGCGUCGGCAGAAUCCAAUCCGGAUCUGUUCUGGGCCGUCCGAGGCGGUGGAGGCGGCACUUUCGGAAUUAUUUCCAGUUUUACAUUCAAACUCCACAUCCCGCCAGACUCAAUGGUAUCACUGCUCUGUGGUUACCCUUUGGUUUCCGAACAGGAUACUCAGAUAGGCAAACAAAUCCUGUCCACUUAUCUGAACUACUUGCCUACCCUACCAGAAAAGUGGGGCGGCCACUUCGUGACCAGCGAGUCCUACCCUGGGCUAAUACCAGAUACGGAGGCCGCCAUGGUUGUAGCCUUGCUUCAUUACGGACCAUGGUCUGCUCCGACCAGAACGGCUGUGCAACCUCUGAUUGACGAACUCAGCAGCUUACAAAUCUCUUGUGACUACACAGAAGUCGCAUCUUUUUGGGAAUGGAAACGUAACUUCACGGAUGAUGCCUCGUUCCGGAGCUAUGUCAGCAAUGUGUUUCUACACUACGACAGCCUACGACCUGAGCUCGCCAACUUAAUAGUAGAUUCGUCCAAUGGCCCCUUGUCACAAGAAACGAAUGCUCGACUUAGCUGCACAUUUUCUCUUUUAGGAGGUAAAGUCUCUAGCGUUCCAGUGGAACGGACAGCCGUGUCUCCAGCGUUCCGAACGGCUUUGGUGUCCUUGACCUGCGGAACAGGAUGGCAGAACCCAAUUAAUGAUGACAUCAAUGCCGCUAAUAUGAUGGAAUUCGGCAAAAGGCUUCGUGAGUUUGGUAAUGGAGUUUACUUUAGCGAAGCAGAACAGCAUUUGCCGAACUGGAAGAACGAUUUCUGGGGCCCUCAUUACCCAAGACUUGUGGAAACGAAGAGAGCAUGGGACCCGAACAACACUUUCUUCUGUCCCCAGUGCGUUGGCUCCGAGAGUGUAGGUAUCACCGGCUGCAACAUAACAAUGGUGAAACCCGAAGAGCAGCGAGAGAAUAGCACCACUGAGAGGCCACCAAAGAGUGACUUUACAGGAGUCAAGUUCUGCAGCCGUUUCUGUUCCCCCGGGCACACAUGUUGGCCGUCGUUGGCUGAGGUGACCAAACUGGCCUCCUCAUUAGACGGUACAUUGAUGACGCCUAACAUGAAGGACUAUGGCUCCACGGUAAUCAUGAAGGACACGCUGUACACCAAAGAACCUGGUAUUGUGGUGCUGCCUAAGACCAGUCAGGACGUACAGAGAGCCUUACGGUUUGCCAAGAGAUAUAACAUCCGGUUGACUAUCAGAUCUUCUGGACAUGAUUAUAACGGCAGAUCUACAGCAGACGGUAGUCUCAAUAUCGAUUUUGUACAUAUGAAAGCUAGGAAAGUCAACUUGAAUGACGCACGGAGCUCCACCGGGGCGACACUAUACGCUGAAACAGGCAAUACGUGGCACGAUGUAUACAGAGAGAUUGACAAAUAUGACAAGCAAAUUGUUGGCGGGAGCGCACAGACGGUAGCCAUGGGUGGCUACACUACUGGAGGGGGGCAUAGUAUUUUCUCCAGGACCCUGGGCCUAGCCGUCGACAACGUGGUCGAAUUUGAGAUCGUCUUGGCGGACGGGACGCUUGCCACUGCCUCGGCAAACGGCACCGUGUUCCUAGCUGACGGCGUCGCUAUAGGAAGGAGUCCAUCAUCGGAUCUGUUCUGGGCUGUGCUGGGUGGGGGCGGAGGCACGUUCGGGGUGGUAACGAGCUUCACAUACAAGCUGCAUCCUGCUCCGCCCCAGAUUGUCGGCUUUACCUGUGUCUACCCUAUUAACGUAGAUAGCGACAUUAUCAGCAGGGAUGUCCUUAACUUAUUCCACACCCUGUUGCCAACCCUGUCUCCGAAGUGGGGAGGAUAUUACCUCAUCACCGCCUUAGAACCAGGAGUUUCUAACAGAACUGUCGGUUCACUAACGUUUGCCUUCAUGCACAACGGUCCGUGGGAAGAUCCGAGCGUCAACGAUGUCCGACCCCUCAUGAACUUCAUGAAGGAAUACCAGUACUAUUGCCAAUACGCCAAUUAUACUUCUUACUUAGAGUACAAGGGGAACAAAACCGAUGAAAUAUUUUAUCGCACCUAUGUUUUCAACAGGCUUUUGCAAAAUGACAGCCUGACCCCAGAGCUGACAGAGACGAUGUUAAGCGGGUUCACCAACCCGUCCCUUGGGCUGUAUGGCUGCACUGGCACCAUGCUCGGCGGGAAGAUAAAAGAAAUACCCGUUGGUAAGACUCCAGUUCAUCCCGGCCUCCGAUCUGCCCUCAGUUCUCUGACCUGUGGAAUCGCUUGGCAAGACCCUAGGGCCGACCCUAUCAAUAUUGCUGUGGGUAAGCAGCUUGGAAAGAAACUUAAUGAGCAUGGCAAUGGCGUGUACCUAAACGAGCCAGAGAAGUAUUUGCCUACGUGGAAGGAGGACUUUUGGGGACCCAAUUAUGACCGUCUUUUGUCUAUUAAACAGCAGUGGGACAGAGAUGGCUUGUUCUAUUGCCAUCACUGCGUGGGAUCGGACCUAAUAGAGCAGUUCUCUUGCAAUCAGACAUUUUCCCGUGUUGACCAGGUGGCAGUGGAAGAAACGAAAGGAUGCGAAGCGUACAGAGAUCCUCCCUUUCAUGACGGCCCAAUGACGAGUCCUUUGAAUCAAGGCGUUGGUUUUUGCUCCAGGUAUUGUCUUCUCGGACAUCCUUGUUGGCCCACGGACGCCGAAUUCAGCGAGCUGGCCCAGACCUUAUCUGGAACGGGUUUAAUCCAGACAACUCCGGGCUUCCAGCAAACACCACUAGCCGGGCGUCUGUCCAACGCUCCAGCAAUUGUAGUCCUUCCAAAGACCAUGUCUGACAUUCAGCGAACUCUCGAUUUCGGCCGACGGUACAAUCUGCGCAUCGGCCCAGUGGCGUCAGACAUGGAAAUUCAUGGACCUCUUCUAGAUAGCAGUCUGUUGAUUAUUCUAGCCGACAUGAACUCAGUCCAAGUAAACUUGAACGAUCCUAAUAGUCCCACUGGUGCGUCAGUGUCCACAGAUCUUGGAGCAAGUUGGGAGCAGGUUUUGAAUGAGGUGGAAAGAUACAGGAAGGUCUUGGUUGGUGCGAAUGAGCCCGAAACUCUUCUUCUCGACUUCAUGACGGCCGGUGGAUAUGGUCCGCUGGCCAGAACGCUCGGGCUGGCUGUGGAUAACGUCAUAGGUUUUGAUCUUGUUCUUCCCGACGGCGUCGCCAUAAAGUUGUUUGAAAAGACAGCUGUGAUGACCUAUCUGAAUGGCACGUCUCUGACAACCAUGGCCCCGGAGUUGUUUUGGGCCCUUCGUGGAGGCGGGGGAGAUACGUUCGGGAUCGUCUCCGGGGUGACCUUCGCCAUUCAUGACGCACCUGAAGCGUUCGUCCACUAUCUGGGAGUCUGGCGGCUAAACAACGGCUCGGACAGUUCGUACGGUCGAGACAUGCUGGAGCAGUUUCACCGUGUGCUGCCAGAACUGUCCCCCAAAUGGGGCGGAGAGAUUGUCAGCAUUCCUCAACCCCCGGAAAACGGGUUUAAUGGCACAAUCGCCGUGUCGCUCCUUCACUUUGGCGAGAUGGGCGAUCCUUCGAUGCAAGAUGUUCAACUGAUACAGUCCAUUGAACCGGACGGUCAGCUGAUGUCUCAAAUGGCGAACUACACGUCCUUUGCCGAAUUCCAAAAGACAGUGGGCAGCAAUAAUUUCAUCCACGAAUACGGUUUCAACACAUUUCUGCAGUAUGAGAGUGACCCUAGGCGCAUUGCGGAUUUCAUCGUGAAUGUCACCUUGGACUAUGGCACGUGUAGGGAGACACUGAUCGGCGGAAAGGUGUCCCAGGCCCGAGCAGACUCCGCGGCCAUCAACCCCAAAUUCAGAACUGCCCUUACAUCACUCACGUGUGCGUUUGUCUGGAACGACACGUCCAUUUCUGACGAAGUCUCCACGACAGCACGUGAAUACAGCGAGGCUAUAGGUGAACUCGGCGAGGGAGCCUACCUGAGUGACGUUGACACAAACCUCCCAGAUUGGCAAGAGGAUGUGUGGGGACCCCAUUACACCAACCUUAUAGAACUGAAGGAAGAAUACGACCCUUAUUUCCUCUUGACCUGCGAAAAUUGUCUAGGCGCGGAGAGGAUCUUGGAAUUCUACAACGAGACUUAUAGUGCACCAGAGCAAACCACACAAGGAUAUUUGCGCAACUACACCAAGUCGGCUCUCGAAACCGUGGACUUCGCAGAAGAGAACGAAUUUGUGUCCAGAUUUUGCAUUCAUGGGUUGCCAUGUUGGCCGUCGAACGCUGAAUUCGUGUCUCUCAACACAAGUCUCGAUGGCACUAUACUGAGGCCUCGGGAUGCAGGUUACUCCGAUCACACUCAUCUUCGGAACAAGCUGAGAAGUCGGUCCCCAGGAGCUGUCGUGUUCCCCCGCUCUGUUGCAGACGUGCAGAGAGCGGUCUUGUUUGCUCGCGAACACAAUCUUAGGGUGACCGUGGUCUCCUCCGGACACAGUUUUAAUGGCAAGAGCACGGCUGACGGCAGCUUUCAAAUAAACCUCUCUCGAUUGAGGCGUAUUCACAUGGACCCCAUCGACACGAACAGUCCGACGUCAGAGUCUGUGACUGUGGAGGGCGGUGUCAGCUGGGGCGACGUCUACCAGGAGGUCAAUAAGUGGAGCCGUCGUACUGUGGUUGGGCCGUCGUCUCUUAGCGUUUCACCCGCAGGAUACACAAUGGGUGGAGGGUUUAGCCCUCUCUCUCCGUCAUUAGGACUCGCUCUGGACAACACGAUAGCUAUCCAGAUGGUGACAGCAGAUGGCAGGAUCGUCAACGCUACCAAGUCCGGCACUAGAGUGAUGGACAUUCACGGUAACGUAACCUCUACUGAAAACACUGACCUGUUUCGAGCCCUGAGAGGCGGCGGAGGCGGGACGUUCGGAAUCGUGACAGCCCUGACGUAUCAGAUCCAUCAGGCACCUCCCGAAUUCGUCCAGUUCAGCUGCAUCUUCGCUCCGCUCAUGCAUAGCGCGGAAGAAACGAAAACUGCCAUGCAUGAAGUCGUGAGGUUUUUUAACAGCAUGGUUAAGACGCUCCCCGAGGAGUGGGGCGGUCAGUUUAUCGUUUCCAACACCCAGGGCAUGGGUGGAUCCAGCUUUGCUGCCGUCCAGUUGCUGCACUCCGGGCCCUGGGACAAGGCAAGCCGACGAGCGGUUGAGCCGUUUUUCGGUUUUCGUAAGGAAUGGCAGUUAACCUGUCGUUACUCUCAACAUAAAUCGUUCUGGGAUUACGCGAGGCUACAUGUGGAUUUGCCCUUGGAUCGUACCUACAUCGCUAAUGGCUUAACAUCAGCUGGACAAAUUGGACGCGAGUUAACAGAUAUGGUGGUUGACCAAGUAUUUAGCACUGAUGGGAACAGUAACGCCAAGACCUGCUUUUAUGAUAUCCUCGGGGGUAAAGUGUCUGCACACAAGAAUAGUGUGGAUUCUCUAAACCCGCUAUUGAGGGAUGCCGUCCUAUCUGUCGUCUGCUCUGUCACGUGGCUUGACGUUGCCGGUGACGCCGCAAAUGUGGCCGCUGGUAGGAAUAUGAGCCAAGCGGUGUACAACGUCACAGACGGCGUCUACCUGAAUUACGCGGCUUAUGACUUACCCAACUGGAAAACGGAUUUCUGGGGAAACAAGUAUGACGACCUGCUAACUGUGAAGAAAACCUGGGAUCCUGAAAAUUUCUUUUACUGUCGGCAUUGUGUCGGCUCUGAAUUGGUAUCUAAUUUCCGGGAACAAACCCGGCCACAGUAUCGGCCGAAAGAGGGACCGGGUACCACAGCCCCGAAGAAAGCUUCGAACUCUGCUGCUCAUCUGAGCCCACUUACAGCUGUGCUUCUGUCAUUCGUCUGUCUCUUACUGAAAAAUCAUUAGUUUUGUAUAGUGCGAUCUAGAUAUAGCAUUUCACAUACGUGUACAUUUACAAUUAUUUUAACUGAAAAAAGUGGACAGAAUCAAUCAUAUUUUUUGUACUAUAAAAAGAUAUUUAGUAUACGAUUUUUAAAAAAAUUGAAAUGUGCUCUUUACACCAUUUUUAAAAAUGUGAACCGAUAUACCCACAAGUAGUUUGUUCACUUUUCUUAUAUUUAUAAAUUUUGAAUAUGCUAAACAAAGUCGGUAACUUUGACGUUGUGGGGGAAUGAAAGUGUAUAUUGGGGAAUACAACAGAAACGUGGCGACAAUUAAUUAACACCAGUAAAUCUUUUGAUUUUUGGCUGAACUUAAUAACGUAUGUUGAGGUAUCAUGCAAUGCCGACAAGGAGGAAAAUGGCACAGGACCCACUCCUCUGAUUCCUAAAGCGGUGUUCCCUCGGAGAUUUGAUGUGUACUACUAAACUGGAGGGAUUCAGUUUCACCCACAUCAAAUCUACUACCCGGAGAAACAACUGCUUCGAUCUCGUCCGAUGGUCAUUAUCUCCAGCUCUGUGCUGGAUGCAUGAUCUCCCCUGUUCUAUGGAAAGCACUUAACGCUUGAGGCGCUGUAUUAGGUGUUCGGGGAGGUAAGAAAGAUCGUUGCACAAGGGAAAGGCAGGGUUUGCAGAAGGAUAGCGAAUGGAAAAGGGGCCAACACAACAUCUAGUGAGGAUGGAGUAUGAAAACUCAAAUGCAUGGUGUAUACGCUUCUUGAUUGUCCAGAAUAGGGAACGAAGAAUUCGGUUAGGUUUCGUGAGCAAAUUCCGAUUUGUCUGUGUUAUAUGUGUUGGAUAUCAUAGUUAAAACAAACCAUAAUUCCAGGUGUUAUUAAUUCAUUAAUAAAAAUUGACUUUUCUGUAGGAGAGACCUAGACCAUAAGACCUAACUUUCUUAGACGUACUGCAGACAUGUAAUCUAAACAUGCAUAUGUACAAGUUAUUUUGUACAUAUGACACGUUAUAUAGUAAAAUUCUAUCCUUU
Liolophura sinensis is the source of this 7571-nucleotide messenger RNA. RefSeq lists its product as uncharacterized. The record is from RefSeq and is a predicted model, not a curated record. The transcript is spliced from 10 exons. Gene Ontology annotation, molecular function: FAD binding; oxidoreductase activity. The coding region runs from base 24 to 6551 and encodes 2175 amino acids. NCBI's taxonomy places the organism in Eukaryota, Metazoa, Mollusca, Polyplacophora, Chitonida, Chitonidae.